GUUUUACUAAACCAAAUGGAUAGUCUCAUAAUUGGAAAAUUCCAAAUUUGUAAACCAAUUGCGAAAAAAAAAAAUAAUACGAAGACGACGCGUAGUUGGAGUCUGAAACGGCGCACUGUUUUUAACACACACAACUCACGCAAGUCACAAAAACAUUUUUCUUUUUUCUUUUUUUUUGUAACAUCGUCGUCGUCUCCGAUGCUCACCUCCGACAAGUCCCCCUUCGCCUCCUCUUGGCUAGACCGUCUCCGCAUAAGCAAAGGCCUCUCCACCACCGAAGACGAAGAUGCUUCCGGUACUCCUCUCAGCCUCGACGACUUCCUCCGCCGCAACCACCACACCGCCACAGAUUCUCCUCCAACUCCUUCGGAUCCAGACCUAACGGAUAGUCCAUCGGAUCCGAACCAGGGCGAAUGGUACGGCGUGAUGAGCGAUGUUCUCUCUGAUCUCUUCAACUUCAGCAGCUCUUCUUCUCGCUCGACGAUGAUUAUUCCCGGGAAGAAGCUACCGAGGAAACAAUCAAACCCUAAGCAUUGCUUUGUGAAGACUAUUCCUGUGAGUUUUCUCCCUAAGGUCACGGAGAAGAGGGAGAAGAGGGAGAAGAGGAGGAGAAGAGUCGUUGAGGAAGAAGAUGAUGACGUCAUGGAGGAGGAGGAAGGUGAGAAGGAUCUGGUGGGGUUUUCGAGGAGUGAAGUGACGGUGAUCGACACGAGUUUCAAGAUCUGGAAGGUGGAGAAGGUUGUGUUUCGUAGGAGGAAUGUGUGGAAAGUUAGGGAUAAGAAGGGUAAUUCGCGUGGUGUUGUCUCAUUGAAGAAGAAGAAGACGAUCAAGGUCAAGAAGAAGAAGAUGUUGAAGAAGAAGAAGAAGAGGAAAUGUGAUGGGGAUGAUGGUGAAAUUGGUCGGAAAAGUAAGAAGAUGAAGGUUUCAAGAUCAGUUUCAGACAAUAAUCCACAGUACCAAAGUGAAGAGAUUCAUGAUGAUCCAGAAAGUAGCAAUGCGAACCGAACUCUAUUGCGUAGAUUGCCAUCUAAACCAAGAAGCGUACUACACACUAGCAAGAAGAACAGCGAACCAGAGGCUCGUGGUCAUAGGUCAUUGGCUUGAUAGAGCCACUAAACUAAACCAAAUUAAGUUUCAACUUCAUGUAUAUGAUAAUUCUGCUGUAUGAUUAUUAUUAUGUAACAUUCUUGUUUAUUAAAAUGUAUUUGCUAUCAUCUGAUUUAUUUAAAGAGAAUCAAGAUCGUAC
Messenger RNA from Eruca vesicaria subsp. sativa (arugula), 1246 nucleotides. Lineage: Eukaryota; Viridiplantae; Streptophyta; Magnoliopsida; Brassicales; Brassicaceae. The record is from the annotation of a GenBank genome assembly.